This is a messenger RNA of Sphenostylis stenocarpa, 771 nucleotides long. The record is from the annotation of a GenBank genome assembly. NCBI's taxonomy places the organism in Eukaryota, Viridiplantae, Streptophyta, Magnoliopsida, Fabales, Fabaceae.
AUGGAGGAGCGGUCGCAGUUGACGCCGAAGCCGUUUUUGACAUCACCGUCGCCUCUCGACAACAAAGAUAUUAACAAUGUCCAGGCAUCAGAGUUCGGUUCUGGCACCUACGUUGUUCGAGUCCCCAGGGAUCAGGUGUAUCGUGUUCCAAACUCGGAAAAUGGUCGCAUCGCCGAGCUCCAUAGAAACUCUCCUCCUAAGGCGGCAAAAACAUCACGUUGUUGCUUGUGUUGCAUAUUAUUCACCUUUGUCUUCUUCAUCCUUCUCAUUCUUCUCGGAGGUGUUUUAGGUGGUCUUUUUUCCAUGUUAAUCUCACCAAAAGACCCUGAGUUUUCCAUUCAACACUUUGAUUUAGUAUCGAACAAAACCCACCCUGAAUAUGACAUCGCUUUUAAAGCCCAUAAUUCAAAUCCAGACGUGGGCAUUUCGUAUAAAGAUAGAAGCCAGGUGACCCUCUCUUUAGAUGGAAGAGAAAUUGCAAAAGGAGAAUACCCUGCUUUGCAUCAAGACCCUAGACAGACAACAUUGCUUGGCGUUGCUUUAAAAGGAUCAAAAACUGUUCUCCCUAAGAAGGUGGAGGAAAGCGUGAAAAGUAAUAAGAAAAAAGUGUCUGUCACGUUCUCCUUAGCCAUUCACUCUCUAGCACGAAUGAAAAUGGGGUUGUUACGUAGCAGGAAAAUGACAUUCAACAUUUCCUGCGAAGUCAAGUUAGAUACGUUGGCCAAUUCCACCAACAUACUCUCUCAACAAUGCCAAACUAAACGACACUAG